Diaporthe amygdali is the source of this 1278-nucleotide messenger RNA. RefSeq lists its product as uncharacterized. The record is from RefSeq and is a predicted model, not a curated record. Bases 1 to 1278 code for a protein of 425 amino acids. The transcript is spliced from 4 exons. Lineage: Eukaryota; Fungi; Ascomycota; Sordariomycetes; Diaporthales; Diaporthaceae.
AUGCACCAGGCCUCGUACUCCUCAGGGCAGGGAUGGGUAUGGCUCCCGUCACGCGUCCAGCAGAUUCGCUUCGCCUCAGGCCAGGACAAGAAGGGAUGGUACGACUGGUACGCAAGGCUUGGUGUAAAUCCAAGAGCAUCGGUGAAGGACCUCAAGAAGGCCUAUUAUAACAAGGCUAAGGUGGAGCACCCAGAUCGCGACAAGUCCCCAGGUGCGGCGGCUCGGUUUCGCAAUCUACAACAAACUUACGAAAACCUGUGUGUCGAGUGGAAGAGGGCGGAGCACGAUCAGCAAAGGCUGGCCAGGCAAAGGGCAGCAGCAGCUGCUAGAGCACAGAUGACGGCUCGCCAGGCCUCGGUCGUAGACAACUUGCGAGCCAAAUGGAAGGCCGAAGAGGACACUCGGAGGAAGGAUGAUGAAAUGCGAACGAGGAACAUCAGAACAACAGCUAAAGUAGGGCACCAACAGCCCAAAACAACCAAGUCGCAUGGACCCAAAGCCGACGUACAUGACUUUCAAACAGGACCAUACGGUCCCAGAACCGCCAGAACCGAUAAAAUCAAAGAAAAGCCUCCAAAGCAAGAGCAACGGCAGGCAAGAUCUAAGGAGACGGAGGAGGAUCACUUGAGGAAACAGAAGCUUGCAGAUGACCUGCUAGCAAAACAGAAGACCACUGCCGAUGGGAAGAAGCGAAAAAAUGAUGCCGCCGCCCACAAGACCGAUGAGAACAAUUGUCUGCACGAGAGAGUCAUAAUAACUAUGCGAGGUCUCCGAAAGGGAACUAAGCUGGUUGAUCUCUUCGAGCCUCUCGUCACUUUGAUGCCGGGCCCUGUCUUCAGCGCAAGAUUCUUGUCGCACAGAAUGGCUGCGAUUGAAUUCUGCACAGACGCCGCGGCGCGCAGGAUUCUUGAUGUGGCCAAAGAGCGCGGGCUAUUGAUCAAGGGCAAGCGUGUCACCGAUGUUCAGCUCACCCGAUCAAUGAACAAGAUACCAGCCACUGGUUCCAUCUCGCGUGUCUUGAAAUUGUCCAAGGUACGGCCCAAGGAGGAGCAUUUCGCGAAAGGAAUCCUCGAACACUUGAGCAAGCAUGGUUUGCAAGUGGAACGGAUUGUGUCCAGGCUGGAAAUGCAGAACUCCACGAUGGGAAAGCUACCACGGAGGGAGUUGUGGGCCAAGCUGGAGUUUUCGACGAGCACCAUCGCAGCCCUAGGCAGCCCUCAAGAAUGGAGAAAAUUCGAAGAAGAAGUCCGGAAUAUGGAGGAAUCAAACGCCUAUUGA